GCCGUGAAUCUGCCCAUUUGGUCGGACGAUAAGGACUCGAUUUUAUUUAUUCGUUAAAUAAUCAUUUUAUGCAAAAAUAGGCUUAUAGUACAAAGGCUAUAUAUAAUAUAAGCUGCAGGAAUACUCUGCUUUGUACAAAUUUCAGUAUGAAAAAAAAAGAAAAAAAAUCGUGCACCUAACUGUAUGUCUGCGAAUAUUCAAUUCAACAUCCCCGUGAAUUAUUGAAAUAAAAUAAAAUAAUAAAAACCGGAGAAUUUAGUUAUGAUGAUCGAGUAGUGGUGACCGGACAUGUUCGGUCUGCUUAUAAGGUUCUCUGGGACAUCGGAGGCGUUCCGUCGCUGACUUUGACUCAUCUUCUUCGUCCCUUCCCCCUUUUUUUUUACCGUUCACCGGGAAAUCAUCGUCGGCAAAUCGUCUCUUCCGGAGAAGGAUGUCUACCGACCGCCUCAGGCAUGUCGAGUCCAUGUCGGAGAUCCCAUCCGGUGCCGGCAAGAUCUCUCAUUUGAACGCUGUUGUUUUGGGCGAAUCUCUUGCCUCUGAGGAGAAUGAUCUCAUCUUCCCUAGCGAGGAUUUUUCCCGCCAAGCUCUCGUUCCCUCUCCCCAAAAGUACUCGGAGAUGUAUAGAAGGUCGGUCGAAGAUCCGGCUGGGUUCUGGUCUGACGUUGCGUCUGAGUUUUACUGGAAGCAGAAAUGGGGUGAUCGAGUUUUGUCUGAAAAUCUGGAUGUCAGGAAAGGCCCUAUCCAUAUCGAGUGGUUCAAGGGAGGAAUCACCAACAUUUGCUACAAUUGCUUGGACAGAAACGUUGAAGCAGGUCUUGGUGAUAAAACCGCCAUUUACUGGGAAAGCAAUGAACCCGGUUUCGGCACCUCCUUAACUUAUUCCGAGCUACUUCACAGAGUUUGCCAGCUUGCUAAUUACUUGAAAGAUAUCGGAGUGAAGAAGGGGGAUGCAGUUGUGGUUUACUUGCCGAUGUUGAUGGAACUUCCAAUUACUAUGCUUGCGUGUGCACGGAUCGGAGCUGUUCAUUCGGUUGUUUUUGCUGGAUUUUCUGCUGAUUCUCUUGCCCAAAGAAUCUUGGACUGUAAGCCCAAAGCAAUAUUGACGUGCAAUGCUGUUAAAAGAGGUCCUAAGAUCAUACGUCUUAAAGAUAUUGUUGAUGCUGCCCUUGACCAGUCCUCCAAGAAUGGAGUUUCUGUAGAUGUAUGUUUGACCUAUGACAACUCAUCAGCCUUGACAAGGGAAAACACUGAAUGGCAGAAAGGAAGAGAUGUGUGGUGGCAGGAUGUUGUCCCCAACUAUGCAACAGCCUGUGAGGUGGAAUGGGUCGAUGCGGAAGAUCCCCUGUUUUUGCUCUACACCAGUGGAAGCACUGGGAAGCCGAAGGGUGUCCUUCACACGACUGGAGGAUAUAUGGUCUACACUGCUACAACGUUCAAAUAUGCCUUUGACUACAAAUCAUCAGAUGUCUACUGGUGUACAGCUGAUUGCGGUUGGAUAACUGGCCACAGCUAUGUUACUUAUGGCCCAAUGCUAAAUGGAGCCACUGUCGUUGUCUUUGAAGGGGCGCCAAACUAUCCCGAUUCUGGACGUUCUUGGGAAAUUGUUGACAAAUACAAAGUUUCCAUAUUUUACACUGCCCCAACAUUGGUGCGGUCUCUCAUGCGUGAUGGAGAUGAGUAUGUAAAACGUCAUUCUCGUAAAUCACUGAGGAUCCUUGGAAGCGUGGGCGAGCCUAUCAAUCCCAGUGCUUGGAGAUGGUACUUCAAUGUAGUCGGUGAUUCAAGGUGUCCCAUUUCAGAUACCUGGUGGCAAACUGAAACUGGUGGCUUCAUGAUAACUCCAUUGCCAGGUGCUUGGCCACAGAAGCCUGGUUCUGCAACUUUUCCUUUCUUUGGAGUGCAGCCUGUGAUAGUUGAUGAAAAAGGCAAUGAAAUUGAGGGUGAGUGCAGCGGUUAUCUAUGUGUGAAAAGUUCAUGGCCUGGGGCAUUUCGAACUCUGUAUGGCGACCAUGAAAGAUAUGAGACUACGUACUUCAAACCUUUUGCUGGAUAUUAUUUCAGUGGUGACGGAUGCAGCAGAGACAAGGAUGGAUACUAUUGGCUUACAGGAAGGGUUGACGAUGUUAUCAAUGUCAGUGGUCACCGGAUAGGUACUGCGGAAGUGGAGUCUGCUCUGGUGUCACAUCCCAAAUGCGCAGAAGCCGCUGUUGUUGGUAUCGAACAUGAGGUGAAAGGUCAAGGCAUCUACGCGUUUGUCACUCUCGUGGAGAGUGCUCAAUACAGUGAAGAACUCCGGAAAAGCCUCGUACUUGCUGUCCGAAAUCAGAUCGGGGCAUUUGCCGCACCAGACAAAAUACAUUGGGCACCGGGUCUUCCCAAGACGAGAAGUGGAAAGAUAAUGCGUAGAAUCCUGAGGAAAAUAGCAUCGAGGCAAUUAGACGAGCUCGGAGACACUAGCACACUCGCAGAUCCCGGUGUAGUCGAUCAACUUAUUGCUCUUGCUGAUGUUUGAAUGAUUUUUUUUUUUUCUGGCAUUCCCAUUCAACCCACAAAAACCAUAUUGCAUUGUUAACACGACACGAUUGUGUUUGUGCUCUGUCUCGACUUAGGUAAAUUAUUCGUUGUGCUGUCGGAUACUAAUAAGCCUGAAACCAACAGGGUUUCAAUUUGGACA
Messenger RNA from Tarenaya hassleriana, 2674 nucleotides. RefSeq names its product acetyl-coenzyme A synthetase, chloroplastic/glyoxysomal. The record is from RefSeq and is a predicted model, not a curated record. The transcript is spliced from 18 exons. NCBI's taxonomy places the organism in Eukaryota, Viridiplantae, Streptophyta, Magnoliopsida, Brassicales, Cleomaceae. The coding region runs from base 431 to 2512 and encodes 693 amino acids. Gene Ontology annotation, molecular function: acetyl-CoA synthetase activity; AMP binding.